This is a messenger RNA of Ascoidea rubescens DSM 1968, 1605 nucleotides long. It is a transcript of the gene DBP3, whose product is annotated as RNA-dependent ATPase DBP3. NCBI's taxonomy places the organism in Eukaryota, Fungi, Ascomycota, Saccharomycetes, Ascoideales, Ascoideaceae. The transcript has a single exon. Gene Ontology annotation, biological process: rRNA processing. Gene Ontology annotation, cellular component: nucleolus. The record is from RefSeq and is a predicted model, not a curated record. Gene Ontology annotation, molecular function: RNA binding; RNA helicase activity; ATP binding. The coding region runs from base 1 to 1605 and encodes 534 amino acids.
AUGACUUCCUCUCAAUUACCUGACUCUCAUAAAAAGCGAAAAAUCACUGAUCUUGAUCAACAAAAUAUCGACUCAAUUGAUCCAGCUGAAAGAAAGGCCUUGAAGAAAAAAUUAAAAAAGGAAAAGAAGGAUAAAAAAGAUAAAAAAGACAAGAAGGACAAAUCAGAAAAAAAACAUAAAAAGGAUAAGAAGGAAAAGAAAGAAAACAAACAUAAAAAACUUAACAAUGAAAUAAAUGAUCUCAAAACAGGCUACAAUACUCAUAAAGAUCUUCUAGCUUUACCUCAGUCUGAUAUCGACCUGUUUCUAAAAGAAAAUGAGGUCGAGGUUAAAGACCCUACUGAACUUAAUUUAAGACCAAUUAUAUCCUUUGAUUAUCUAGAAGGUUUGGAUAAAAAACUCCAAAACGUUUUCAUAAAUUUUAAAAAACCCUCUCCAAUUCAAGCUGUUUCAUGGCCUUAUCUUUUCAAUUCAAACGACGUUGUUGGAAUUGCUGAAACUGGUUCUGGUAAAACUUUUGCCUUUGCUUUACCUGCUGUUAACCAUUUACUCUUAAAUCCACCUACUACCUCCGAUAAACCACAAGUUCUUGUUAUAUCUCCAACUAGAGAAUUAGCUCUUCAAAUUUUUGAUACUUUUAAAUCCUUAACUAAAAACACACCUCUUAAAUGUUCUUGCGUUUACGGUGGUGUUCAAAAAUACGAACAAAGAGAAACCGUUAAAAACUCCAAUAUUAUUGUUGCAACUGUUGGAAGAUUGCUCGAUUUCAUUGAAGAAGGCUCAAUCGAUGUAUCCCAGAUAUCUUAUAUGGUCUUAGAUGAAGCAGAUAGAAUGCUCGAAAAAGGGUUUGAUGAAGAUAUUAAGAAAAUUUUCGGUUUCAUUAAAUCAGAAAUUAGACAAACAUUGAUGUUCACCGCUACUUGGCCUAUGGAAGUUAGAAAAAUCGCUUCAACCUAUAUGAAAUCGCCUGUAAAGGUUUCAAUUGGUAAUAGAGAUGAAUUGUCUGCAAAUAAAAGCAUUACUCAGAUUGUAGAAGUUGUAGACCAAUUUUCUAAAGAAAAAAAACUUUUACAAUUAUUGAAACAAUAUUCAACUUCAAAAAAUAAUGAACAGAAAGUUUUAAUUUUUGCCUUGUAUAAAAAGGAAGCCUCCAGAGUGGAAAGAAAUUUAAUCCGUAAUGGCUAUAAUGUGGUUGCAAUUCAUGGUGACUUAUCUCAACAACAGAGAACAAGUGCUCUAGACAGUUUCAAAUCUGGUCAUAGCAAUAUUUUAUUAGCAACCGAUGUCGCUGCAAGAGGUUUGGAUAUACCCAACGUCAAAGUCGUUAUUAAUUUAACAUUUCCCUUAACAGUAGAAGAUUAUGUUCAUAGAAUUGGUAGAACUGGAAGAGCUGGAAAUACUGGUAUUGCUCAUACUUUAUUCACAGAACAAGAAAAACAUCUUAGUGGAGCUUUGAUCAAUGUUCUUAAUGGUGCUAACCAACCUGUUCCUCCAGAAUUGUUGAAAUUUGGUAGUCAUACCAAAAAGAAAGCCCACAGUGCUUAUGGUGCAUUCUUCAAGGAAAUUGAUAUGGAUAAGAAACCAAAAAAAAUUGUUUUUGACUAA